AUGUCCGAAGAACUUUCUUUUGAGCAGCUCUCUGUGUCUUCCAAUGAUUCCUGGGCCUUACUGGAUGUGGAAGAGCCGGCGACCGCUACUGCUCCUGGCAGUGUUGAUUUGUUUGUGAUUGAUCGGCUUGACAAAGAUAUUUGCUUUAUUUGCAACCAACCACUGUCAGCUUCUCGCUUCCCAUGCCCUUCCUGUGAUAUCUGCCUGAUUUGUGCACAGUGCAUGGAAACCUAUGACCCCCACCGUGCUCCUGUUUGCUGUCAUACCUUUCCUACGGAUGCAGAGGUGCCCAUGUUCUACUUCGACGAUUCUCAGGGUGAAGAUGUGCUCAUCAUGAAUCCUCUCAAGGAAGUUCACCCUGUCUCCUGCGUCUCUGAACCCGAUCGGCUGACCACUUCGACCGAGGUGAUUCAAAGUUCACAUGCCACGCCAGAUUCGAACAUUCUGGAUAGUAAGCUCCACGCCGACACCAAAGACCCCCUGUGUCUACGAGAUUCGGAUUACCGGUCUCUGACAGAUCAUGUGCGAGAAGCACUCAAACUUCAUACAACCGAAGCAGAUAUUGACGACAAGUCAGUGGUCGCAACAGCUCCGGAGAACGCCGUCGAAGUACAAACUGCGGUUCCCGGUGGACCUCAAAUGAAGCUGAUUCUCAGUCCGAAAUUAUGGUCUCAGUCGGACAGUCUGAGUAGCAAUUUGAGCAGCUCGAGUAACAGUAACAACAAUGGGAUCCCCGUCCCGAGAAUAUCAGCAACUCCUGUGCUGCGCACGGCGAUUCAGGUGAUUCGUGGCUCUUGUAACGCUUCCGAAUGUCACACGUCAUCGAGUUCGUGCAGCUCACGAUCACCUCCUUCAUUGUCUUCAUCACCUUUGAAUGUGGCGGGCAAGAUACUGAAAUCGGUGGCCUUGCAUUCAGCAUCAGCUAUGAAUCCCUUCGAUUGUAUGCCCAUGGAUGCCUUGGACGUGAACCCUGUCAUCACUAAACGAACAGAAUCACGAGCAUCUCCGGAAUAUCAGCCUGGCACGCCUCCUUCCAGUGUAGUUACAGGAACGGAUGACCGUAUCACAAACGCGAAAGACUUUGUCUCUCGUUUUGUAUGGGACAAUGAGAAAGUGCAAGCACUCAUCAAACCCAGACCAAUCCCCAAGUCCGUGCUUGAUCAGUCGGCUUACAAUUUACGUUGACCUGCGCGACUCUUGUUCUAUGCGCAUAUCUGGCUGGUGGUUAGGAAGACCCGCAUACCAUCUCAGCCGAAUCACGUUGUUCAUUCAUCAUGCACACACGUAUACACACACACAAUUUUUAGGGUUUCUGCAUGAUAUCAUCAGCACUUUAUUCCUCCCAAUCAUCAUUUCAUUUUUAAGAUAAUUUUGGCAAUCAUGUGACCUCAACGGAGAUUUUUAAAUGUGACAUGGUUAUCUUUCCUUUUUUUUGCACCAGUUAAUUGUAUGCAUAUUUGAUGAUAUGAUAAAGUUUCAU
Molecule: messenger RNA, 1480 nt
Organism: Opisthorchis viverrini
Lineage: Eukaryota; Metazoa; Platyhelminthes; Trematoda; Opisthorchiida; Opisthorchiidae
Exons: 6
Coding region: 1-1185 (394 amino acids)
Source: RefSeq, a predicted model, not a curated record